Messenger RNA from Protopolystoma xenopodis, 192 nucleotides. Lineage: Eukaryota; Metazoa; Platyhelminthes; Monogenea; Polystomatidea; Polystomatidae. The record is from the annotation of a GenBank genome assembly.
GAACUUUUGGACCUCUUGAGUGAGGAUAAACUUGCCGGCGUGCCUCUUCUGGUACUAGCCAACAAACAAGAUUUGCUUAAUGCUGCUCCAGCCAAUGAGAUUUCGCGUGGUCUAGACCUAGUCAGCAUUCGAGACAGGCCAUGGCAGAUACAAGCUUGCUCUGCAGUAACAGGAGAAGGGAUUCAGAACUGA